CAAAACAGGAAGCAAAGAAAAAACCACACCAGCAAGCUCCAUGAAUUGGCAUUGCUGCUACCGCUGGCCCCAAAGACCAAGAAGCUUACUAAGAAGGAGAUUCUGCAGUACAUCCUGCACUACAUUCAGUACCUCCAGAGGCACAUCGAUGUGGCCAAGGCUUUGCUCAAAUUCCACGCCAUCAAUGGGGAAGGUGGAGCUGGGGGGCUGGGCCGGAACGCCACUGUGGGCUCAGCAAGGCAGAGACACGUCACCCCAUCCGGCUGCCCACACUCUUGUCAGUCGGGCUUUGGGGGAACCUGUCGGAAACCUAGGAAGAAGAAGCUGACCCGAGCAUCAGGUGAUAGAAAUGGAGGAAGGUCCUGGCUGACAUUGCUGGAUGUGGCUAAGAACAGCGUUACUGUGACAUUCAAGAUCUGCUGCAAACACAAUGUCCAGGAUGAUGCGCCUUCCCCUGCCUUCCGGACCCAGCAAGAGGCCGAGAAGACCUGUUUUCUCUACAGAACACAGCCGUAUCCCAAGUACGAGCUGGUGUUCUACGAUUCCAGUGAGGAGAUGGACAAGGACGCCCCAGACCCUUGGCUUCCUGCCUGGACCCCAGAGGGCAGCCCUGAUGGAAGCCCACUGGCCUUGGGGCCUCCCCAGAUUGACAACUGGAGUGCGACGGGCCAACCGAGCGAGAUCCUAGGUCUCAGUCCUUCCCUCUUCAGCUCCCCAGGGAAACUGCUGACAGAACAGUUCUUGGAGGACGGCAGCGACUACCUGACCCAAGCUCUCUUUGAAGAAGUUUUCUUAGAUCCUGUGUCUUCACCUUCUGCCUGCGGGCUGGACGUCCCACUGGAGAAGGAAAGCAGUGAGCUGGAGCAUGAAGGGACACGGAUGUCUGCUCACAUCCCCUCCCAGGGCACACCCGCCGAGCUCCCCGAAGACCUUUGUGACUCCCACAGCCUGUGCCUGUCCUCGGCGUCACUGGGCCACCUCUCGCUGAGUGAGGACAGUUCUGAGGGCCUGGUCACCGACAUGGACACCGAGCUGGUGUGGAGGCAGCAGGACAACCCUGCGGACCCAAAGUCCGCCAGCGACGAGGAUGGAGACCGCACAUGGACCCCCACCCGGCGGGCGUCCGCCUUGCCCGCUGCCAGGAGGAAGGGCAGGAGGGCCCGGGCAGACGGCCGCCCCGUGAAGCUCAAGAACAAGAAAGCCCCCUGCUCCACGCAGCCAAAGAAGAAGUGUGUCAAUGGCUUCAUCAUGUUCUGUAGGAUGAACCGGAAGCAGUACAUCCGAGCCUGCCCGGGCACUGCAUCCACAACUGCCACCAAACAGCUGGCCCAGCUCUGGCGGGAGAUGACGGAGCAGGAGCGGAGACCGUACAGCAUCAAAGCGCGAAGGUUCAGCCGCCAGCACAAUCGGAUUGUGAAGCAGGAAAGCUCCAGCAGCGAGGAUGAGGACUGGGGGGUGCCCAAGCCCUUCUACCAGCUGCUGGCGGACCGGGCCCAGGGUGCCUCACAGCCCGCCGCUCAGCUGCCUUCUCGCCACAGAUGAGCCGUAACCACUUCACCUCUCCUCCCCACCUGCUGCUCCGCGACCGCGACCCGUUGGAAACCUUGAGCCAGUGAGGAAGAGGUUGCCCCCUCCUGGGCCUCACCCUGCUGGGCAGGUCUCCUUGGCCAGUUCCCAGGCUGGGAGGGGGCUUAUUGACCGCAGGGUUUGUGUGUUUGCCUUUAUGUGGGCAGCGGAGCUCUGCC
Pipistrellus kuhlii (Kuhl's pipistrelle) is the source of this 1745-nucleotide messenger RNA. RefSeq names its product meiosis initiator (gene MEIOSIN). The annotation marks the transcript as partial. The record is from RefSeq and is a predicted model, not a curated record. NCBI's taxonomy places the organism in Eukaryota, Metazoa, Chordata, Mammalia, Chiroptera, Vespertilionidae. Gene Ontology annotation, molecular function: protein dimerization activity. The transcript is spliced from 13 exons.